Vigna radiata var. radiata (mung bean) is the source of this 1680-nucleotide messenger RNA. Its product is annotated as ultraviolet-B receptor UVR8. Gene Ontology annotation, cellular component: cytoplasm. The coding region runs from base 49 to 1353 and encodes 434 amino acids. Gene Ontology annotation, molecular function: guanyl-nucleotide exchange factor activity. The transcript has 4 exons. Lineage: Eukaryota; Viridiplantae; Streptophyta; Magnoliopsida; Fabales; Fabaceae. The record is from RefSeq and is a predicted model, not a curated record.
AAAAUCCAGUGGAAAUGUGUUUGGGACAAGCAACGUGAAGAGAAAGAAAUGUGGCGAUCACUGGAGUUGUUUGGGAAGGUGAAAGCGAAAGCGGUUAGUGGGGUCCAGUUGAAAUGGAUGAGCACGGUGAUGUGUUUGGGUGAUGGUAGCCAAGGAGCCGUUGGAUCUCCGGUGGGUCUGGGACUCCACGCAUAUGAACCCACCCCUGUUGCUACUCUUCCUUCCGACAUCGUUAGCGUCCACGCCGGACACUACCACUCCCUGGCCCUCACUUCCCACGGCCAUCUCUGGGCCUGGGGCCGAAACAACGAGGCCCAACUCGGCCGCGGCCCAUCCUCCAGAGAAUCAUGGCACGAACCAGAGAGAGUGAAGGGGUUAGAGAGUGUGAAAGUGUCUGCUGCUUUUGCUUCGGGUGUUGUUUCCGCCGCCGUUGGGGAUGACGGUUCGGUGUGGGUGUGGGGGAAGUCCAAACGCGGUCAACUUGGGCUUGGUGAAAAUAUCACCGAUGCUCUUGUGCCUACCAAAGUUGAAGCACUUUCUGGAGAGAACGUCUCAAAGAUCUCGUUUGGAUGGGGGCAUGCUCUCGCUCGUACUGCGGAUGGCAAGUUGUUUGGAUGGGGCUAUUCUGCGGACGGUAGGAUAGGCAAAAUGGGUAAUUGCUUUGAGACAUCUCCGUUGGAAUCCACGUUUCGGAAUAACUCACAACUCUCUAGUUCAGACCUCGAAGAUGCUGAAAACAGAGUCUUGCAAGGGAUGGAACAGGAGAAUGACAUGCCGAUAGUGUGGGAGCCCCGCUUGGUUGAAGAAUUACGCGGUGUUCAUGUUGUCGACAUUGCGUGUGGCCUUGAUCAUUCUCUAGUUCUUUGCCGUGACGGUAUGCUCUUGAGCUGUGGGAGCAACGUUUAUGGCCAGUUGGGUCGAGCUGAAGCAGAUUUGGGAAUUUUUCCCGUUGACAUUGGCUUCACUCCCAUUUUUAUUGCAGCAGGGCUUGGGCAUUCGUUGGCAAUAUGUCAGCUAGGUGAAUCGGAUGGUAGUGUGGGGACUACAAACAUUGCUUCCUGGGGAUGGAACCUUAGUUCUCAGCUUGGGAGGCUCGGGGAUGGGAAAGUACCCUCUUUCAUUGAUGCAUUGAAUGGGGAAAACCCUGUCUCGGUUUCGGCUGGGCGUGCACAUUCCCUUGCUCUCACGUCCAAAGGGGAAUUGUGGUUAUGGGGCUCUGGUAAAAGCGGCAGAGUUGGAUGGGCUAGUUCUGCUGACCAAGUGGAGCCAUUUUGCCUUGAUUCUUUGGAGGGUUUUCAAAUUUUACAGGCCGUGGCGGGGUUUGAUCAUAAUCUGAUUCUAGUUGCUGGCUGAUUUGGCUGAUUUGGCUUCAGCAUAUACCUUGAUGUUAGCCCCAGCCAGACCCAGAAAAUUUAAUUCGGGGAAAAAGGAAAAACAGCGAAUAGUCUUUUAUGCUGGAACUUAUAGAUGGACCAAUGAGUGUAGUCUAUAAAUAAAUCUAAGCACUCUGUUGGUCCAAUGUCAAAUGUCCUGUAAGCUUAAACUUCAUUGUGCAAUUUCAUGGAAACAACCGAGACUGGUAUAAUUUUCUUGACGGUUUUUAUCUGUAUGAAGUGCAUUAAAUCAUGUAUAAAGGUGAGGAGAUUAAUUUAAUAGGGGUCUUUGUUUUUCAGUGGUCUA